AUUGGCGGGUUGGAAAAAAACAACUUUGGUCAAGAGAGUGUAUGAUGAGAAAAUUGUAGCCAACCACUUUCACAAUCGUGUAUGGUGUACUAUUUCUCAAGAAGAUGAUAGUACGUACUUGUUGAACAAAAUAUACAAUCAAGUUUGUGGCAAGGAGACAGAGAUUGAUAGUGUAGCUGAAGAGCUUCGCAAAACUUUGAUGGGAAGGAGAUACCUCAUAGUGUUGGAUGAUAUUUGGAGUGAGAAAGCAUGGGAAGACUUGAAUAGAGUUUUUCCCUCAUGUGACAAUGGAAGUAGAAUUGUCGUAACAAGUAGACAAGAAAGUGUGGUUUCUGAUGCGAAACAUAUUUGUCUUCCUUUCUUCACAAUUGAUGAGAGCUGGGAAUUAUUGCAAGUGAAGUUAUUUAAAGGGAAGGGAUGUCCCAAAGAGCUUGAAAGUAUUGGCAAAGAAAUAUCUAAAAAGUGUGGGGGGCUACCGUUGGUAGUUGGUUUGGUAGCCGGGCUUCUAGGAGGAGUUGAAGAGAGUGAGCAAAUGUGGCAAGAAUUUUUUCUUACUUUAAACUCAUGUGCUGGGUUUAGGGAGGGAAUACAGAGCAAUGAUGCGAUAAAACUUAGUUACCACCAUUUAUCAUAUAAUUUGAAACAUUGCUUACUUUACUUUGCAUCAUUUCCAGAGGAUGAAACAAUUGAAGUUUUCUAUCUAACAAAACUAUGGAUAUCUGAAGGGUUCAUAGACAUUAAGAAGGAGGAGAGAGUAGAAGACACGGCAGAGUAUUGCUUGAACCAUCUGGUUGGCAGUAACUUAGUAAUGGUUUCUGAAAGGAAGUACGAUGGUGGCAUCUUAUCAUGCGUUGUUCAUGAUUUGGUACAUGAUUUUUGCUUAGCCAAAGUUAAAGAGGAAAAUUUCUUGCACAUAAUUAAGAUGGAAGAUAAGUUGAAUCCAACUCUGGAAUUUACUCCGCACCGAAUAUCUUUCCAUAGAUAUGGUUAUAAUGAUGAGAUUCCUAAUGAAUUGGUACCAUGGAAUUCUUCUAUCCACACACUUUUGGGUUACCCAAAGGUGAAAUUCAUAUACAGUGGUGCAAUGGUUUAUAAUGGCUCAUGGGUUGCCAAAAAAUUUGAACAUCUCACAAUUUUGGAUUUAGAGUUUAUUGUUGUGGAUAAAGUAAUUUUAUCUGAAAUUAACUCACUAAUUCAUCUAAGAUACCUAGCUCUCUGUCUAUGUGGAUGUGGUUCUGUCUCACCAUUGUCAUUGAAGAAUCUUGAGGGUCUCAUAACAUUAAAGUUGACUUCAGGCAACGAUUUGCAUUUGCCAAAAUAUUUUUGGAAUAUGAAAAGUUUGAGGCAUAUGAUUAUCCACCACUAUUUUUGUGAUUCAUGCCCAAAAGUACCAACUCCAGUUAUUGAAACAAAUUCUGGUUUAGAAGUCUUAGAUUUGAAAACUUCUUUGAGUACAAGGGAUGGGCAUUUAUUGAGGAAGUUUCCCCAUCUCAAAUAUUUGAGCUGUCUGGUCCCGCAGUCACGUCCAUUUGUUAAAAUUCACAUUCUCCAUCAUCUUGAAUCUCUUUGGUUAUACAAUUGUUGUGAUGAUGAUCCACAUCAUCAUGGGAAUCCACAUUUUCUUAAUGAUCUUAAACUCAGCAAGUUUUCAUCAAGUAUUAAGGAAAUAAGGUUGGAGGGUAUUACUCUUUCGUUGUCAGCAAUUUCAAUAAUUGCACAACUCUCUAAUCUUGAGGCUCUAAUACUAGCGUGUUGCAAGUUUGAGGAGGGUUCAGAAUGGAAUGUGGAUGAGGAAACUCAAUUCCACAAACUAAAAUACCUGGAAUUAAUCCAUCUUGAUAUUAGCAUUUGGAAUAUUUGCAGUGAAGAAUCUUUUCCUUGCCUUGAGCAAGUAAUUUUGGAUUAUUGUGAGGAGUUACAGGAAAUGCCUUAUGCAUUGGCAGAUAUUUUAACAUUGAAACUACUCAGUGUGCGUAGCUGCCAUAACACUGAAAGUUCAGCGAAGAAAAUUGAGGAAGAUGCACGAGACAUAGGAAAUGAGCAACUUAAUGUCGAGAUUAUAUCAAGUAAUUCAGAUACAUGGUGUCUAACGAGAAAAGUUUAUCAAAAUCAGGAACAACGUAGAGAGAGGUGGGCAAGAGAAAUGGCUGAGGAGAUGGCAACAGAAAUGGCUGAGGAGAGGGCAACAGAAUUGGCAGAGUGUCAAAGAAAUAAACAACUCCACACUCCACUAUUAAAAUAUUGGGGUUCGUUAGUUGUUCUAACUUUAAUUUUGUUGUUCUUUUGUUUGUUGUUCCAGUAGUCAGUUGUGUGUGGAAUUAUUGAACGACGGAAAUAUUUCAAUAUCAAGUAGCUAAAUAGUUAUUUUAAA
This is a messenger RNA of Ipomoea nil (Japanese morning glory), 2371 nucleotides long. RefSeq names its product putative late blight resistance protein homolog R1B-14. The transcript has 4 exons. Bases 200 to 2302 code for a protein of 700 amino acids. Gene Ontology annotation, molecular function: ADP binding. NCBI's taxonomy places the organism in Eukaryota, Viridiplantae, Streptophyta, Magnoliopsida, Solanales, Convolvulaceae. Gene Ontology annotation, biological process: defense response to other organism. The record is from RefSeq and is a predicted model, not a curated record.